Messenger RNA from Nanorana parkeri, 5397 nucleotides. It is a transcript of the gene KDM5B, whose product is annotated as lysine demethylase 5B. Gene Ontology annotation, cellular component: nucleus. The transcript is spliced from 28 exons. NCBI's taxonomy places the organism in Eukaryota, Metazoa, Chordata, Amphibia, Anura, Dicroglossidae. The record is from RefSeq and is a predicted model, not a curated record. Gene Ontology annotation, biological process: chromatin remodeling. Gene Ontology annotation, molecular function: histone demethylase activity; DNA binding. The coding region runs from base 206 to 4669 and encodes 1487 amino acids.
GUGAGCCGAGUACACACUGGGACUACUUCUUCUCAACCACCCCUACUCGGCGGAUGGACACCUGCCAUCGCUGUGCUUAGUGCGGCCUCUCUCGUUCUCUGUCGGUUGGAUUGUCUCGCUCCGCCUCCUUGACGGGCAACUCACCCGGUAUAGAGCCGGGGUAGGUGCCAGUUGAUCUACCCCGGUUAGUUUCGCCGGCGCCGACAUGGAGUUUGUACCUCCACCGGAGUGUCCGGUAUUCGAGCCCAGCCGGGAGGAAUUUGCUGACCCGUUUGCGUUUAUUAACAAGAUCCGACCUAUCGCGGAGCGCACUGGGAUCUGCAAAGUCCGACCGCCGCCGGACUGGCAACCUCCAUUUGCUUGUGAUGUGGACAAACUGCACUUCACGCCACGUAUCCAAAGACUUAAUGAACUUGAGGCUCAAACCAGGGUGAAGUUGAACUUCUUGGACCAGAUAGCCAAGUUUUGGGAAUUACAGGGAUGCACUCUGAAAAUACCUCAUGUUGAAAGAAAGAUACUGGACUUGUUUCAGCUAAACAAGCUGGUAACUGAUGAAGGUGGUUUUGAUACAGUCUGCAGGGAUAGGAAGUGGACAAAGAUAGCUACAAAAAUGGGAUUCUCUACAGGAAAAGCCAUCGGGUCUCACAUUAGAGGCCAUUAUGAACGCGUUCUUUACCCUUACACCUUGUUUCAGUCUGGAGCAAGUGUGCUGUGCAUUGAUAAGCCAAAUCUUGUCCAAGAUUUAAAGGACAAGGAGUACAAACCUCAUGAUAUCCCUCAAAGACAGUCUGUCCAGCCUUCAGAAAACUGUGCUCCUGCUAGAAGAGCUAAACGUAUGAGAGCCGAGGCUGUACAGGUUAAAACGGAACCAGAAGAGACACCAGAAUUCAGACCCCGAACUUUGCGCCGCAGGAUGGGAUCUACACCUUCCGUCUGUGAUGACGAUGAAAAUGUGCAUGUGAAACGAGAGCCAGUGGAAAUAGUUAUAGAGAAGCCAAAAUUAAAAUCCAGAAAAGGCAGAAGCCCAGUGGAUUUAUAUGUAUGUUUUAUAUGUGGGAGUGGAAGUGAUGAGGACCGUUUACUCCUAUGUGAUGGUUGUGAUGACAGUUACCACACCUUUUGUCUUAUUCCUCCACUUCAUGAUGUGCCCAAAGGUGACUGGAGAUGCCCAAAAUGUCUGGCACAGGAAUGUAGUAAGCCACAAGAAGCAUUUGGUUUUGAACAAGCUGCCCGAGAUUAUACACUACGUAUGUUUGGAGAGAUGGCUGAUCAUUUCAAAUCUGACUAUUUUAACAUGCCUGUUCAUAUGGUACCCACAGAGUUGGUGGAAAAGGAAUUUUGGCGACUAGUAAGCACCAUAGAGGAGGAUGUAACUGUUGAAUAUGGAGCCGAUAUUGCAUCCAAGGAAUUUGGAAGUGGAUUUCCUGUGCGGAAUGGCAAAUUUCGCGUAAAGCCGGAAGAUGAGGAGUACCUGGAUUGUGGCUGGAAUCUAAAUAAUAUGCCAAUCAUGGACCCUUCUGUGCUAACCCAUAUAACAGCUGACAUAUGUGGAAUGAAGUUGCCAUGGCUUUACGUGGGCAUGUGUUUUUCCUCCUUUUGUUGGCACAUUGAAGACCACUGGAGUUAUUCUAUCAAUUACCUGCACUGGGGUGAGCCAAAGACCUGGUAUGGAGCUCCUGGAUAUGCUGCAGAGCAGCUGGAGGAAGUAAUGAAGAAGCUAGCUCCAGAACUGUUUGUUGCUCAGCCUGACCUCCUCCAUCAGUUGGUCACGAUUAUGAAUCCCAAUACAUUGAUGGCUCAUGGUGUGCCGAUAUAUCGGACUAAUCAGUGUGCUGGAGAAUUUGUUAUAACUUUUCCGCGUGCGUAUCACAGCGGCUUUAACCAGGGCUUCAACUUUGCAGAGGCUGUGAAUUUCUGCACAGUGGACUGGCUGCCUCUUGGUCGUCAGUGUGUGGAACAUUAUCGGCACCUUAACAGAUACUGUGUCUUUUCACAUGAUGAGAUGAUAUGCAAGAUGGCUUCUAAAGCUGAAGUACUCGAUGUUGUGCUUGCAUCCUCUGUACAGAAGGAUUUAGCCUAUAUGAUUGAAGAGGAGAAGACCCUUCGUGAGUCUGUCCGUAAAAUGGGUGUUGUUAAAUCUGAAAAGAUUGAUCUGGAGUUACUAGCAGAUGAUGAACGGCAGUGUGUGAAGUGUAAGACAACCUGCUUUACAUCUGCAGUGUAUUGUCCUUGCAGUCCUAGCAAUCUUGUGUGUCUGCACCAUAUUGAUGCUCUCUGCUCUUGUCCAACCCACAAGUAUGUUUUAGGGUAUCGCUACAGCCUUGAUGAUUUGUAUCCCAUGAUGAAUGCUGUGAAGUUGCGAGCAGAAUCCUAUGAUGCUUGGGCUUCUGAGGUUGUUGAUGCUCUUAAAUCAACAACCAAUAAAAGAAGUCUCCCUAGUCUGCGAGUGCUUGUGGAAGAAUCUGAAUCUAGGAAAUUUCCUGAUAAUGACCUUUUGCGACACUUGCGUGCCGUGGUGCAAGAUGCUGAUAAGUGCGGAACUCUUGCACAGCUACUUCUGAAUGGAAAACGCCAUACCAGAUUUCGGUCAGGAGGUGGGAAGUCUCAGAAUCAGCUAACUAUUGCUGAGCUCAGGUCUUUUGUGAAACAGCUGCAUUCUCUCCCAUGUUAUGUCAACCAGACACCUCAGCUCAAGGAUCUCUUAAGCCGCGUGGAGGAAUUCCAAACGCGCAGUCAGAAGCUUUUAGCAGCAGAUAUGCCCAGAGCAAGUGAUUUGCAGCAGCUUCUUGAUUCCAGCUUUGAGUUUGACUUGGAAUUACCCUUAAAAAGUUUGCGAGAGCGCUUGGAACAGGCCCGCUGGUUGGAGGAACAACAGCAAGCCUGCCAGGAUCCUGGGACAUUAACACUGGAUGUUAUGAGGAGACUUAUAGAUUUGGGUGUGGGCCUUGCUCCUCAUCCUACUGUGGAAAAAGCAAUGGCUAAGCUUCAGGAGCUCCUAACUAUGUCAGAACAUUUGGAUGACCGGUGCAAAAGUCUGCUCAAAGCAAGGCCCCGGCAUAUUCUUAGCGCUUUGACAACUGUCUUGCGGGAAGCAGAGAGUGUCCCUGUUUACCUUCCAAGUGUGGAGUCUUUAAGGGAUGCUGUUGAGAGGGCCCGAGAAUGGCUACAGAAGGUGGAGAACUUGCAGGCUGGGCCUAGAGUUCCUGUUUUGGACAGUUUGGCUGAUCUUGUGAGUCAGGGCAGAGCAAUUCCUGUCCAUCUUGGACCUUUGCCAAGACUUGAAGCCCUUGUGGGUGAAGUCCAUUCCUGGACAGAGUGUGCCACCAGCACAUUUUUAACAUCUAGCUCUCCUUACACUUUGUUAGAGGUUCUCUGUCCUCGGUGUGAUGUUGGCUCUCCUGGUCUGAAAAGAAAAAUGAGAAGGAUAAAGGAGCAGACCGCUUCAGGGGGGAAGAAAAAAUACCCAAAGCCAGAUGGCCUGCUGGAGCUUGAGAAAGCACUGAAUGAAAGCAAAGACACUGCUACUGCUAUGGCAACUCUGGGUCAAGCACGACUGCGUGAAAUGGAGUCUUUACAUACUGUACGCAUCUCUAAUGAGAACAGAAUCUUGUCAAGGGAAGAGCAGAAUGACUGGAAAGUGUGCAUAUGUCAAGGAGCUCCAAUGGCUCCAAUGAUCCAAUGUGAGUUGUGCCGAGCCUGCUUCCACUCUAGCUGCAUUACUGCCCCAAAGCAUGGAUCCCAAGUCUGGCUGUGUCCACAAUGUCACCGCUCAAAGAAACCACCUCUGGAAAAGAUUCUCCCUCUAUUGGCAUCACUACAGCGUUUACGUGUUAGACUACCAGAGGGGGAUGCUCUCCGCUAUCUUAUUGAGAGGACAGUGAACUGGCAGCAUCGGGCACAACAUAUGUUGUCUUCGGUAGAAAUAAAACUGGCACAGGAAAGAAUCGGCUCAAGUCAGUUCUACAACAGAUGGCAAUCCACUGCUGGGCAGCUGACAGAGACUUCUAAUGUAUCACAGAGUGUUGGGGCCACAUCUUUCUCUUUGCCCCAUGAGUGGGACAACAGGACGGCAUACAUCACCUCUCCAUUUUCUCCUGGGCGUAAUUGUAUUCCUCUAAACAGUCUGAAUGGUGAACUAGAUGAGUUGCUGAUGGAAGCUCAGCUUUUACAAGUCUCACUUCCUGAAGUACAAGAAUUGUAUCAAGCGCUUAUGACCCAGCCAAGCACAACAGACCCAGAGAGCAACUUAACUCUCUCCGGGAAAGACCGGGGGCCCUGCAUGACAAAGAAGGAGAGGUCGGACAGCACAGAGAAAAGGUUGAAGAGGCGUCAUGAGGCUACAGAGAGGAGGAUGAGGAAGACACCAGCUCCUAGGAAAAAGAGGGUGAAAACUCUGCAGUCCAAAGGCUUAUGUAGUAGAGAGCAACGUCUUGAUAGAGACAGUGACUCGCAAUGUUCUUUCACAUCUGAAUCGGAGGAUGAAAAUGCAAUUUGUCCGGCAGAUCAUUGCAUAGAACCUGAAGGAGAUGAGGUUGACUGGGUGCAAUGUGAUGGAAGCUGUAAUCGCUGGUUUCAUCAAGUUUGUGUUGGUCUUUCUGCUGAAACUGCUGAGAAGGAGGAUUACAUGUGUGCUCACUGCAUUGACGAGAUUGCCGCUGCACACAAAUAAAGUUCUCCCCUCAGAGUUGACUGUACUGCUCCCAGGACUUAAGGAUUUUUUUUUCUCUAGACACACGCCCGGUUUCCUUUUCAAAUCCGGCCCAUAAUGGUGCUUUUCAGACCCUGAAAAACAAUUUCUCACUCCUCCAAGAAAAUUGGGACUUAAUGGAAAUACAAAUCGUUUUGUAUAUUUUACUUAACUUUACAACUGUUACACGUUUCAGAUGUGCUGGUUCUCCAGCGAAAUGAGUUGUUUUAGAUUGUUUUGCUGUUCAAAGAUGAACUUUCAUACCUCGCUGUAUGGAUCCUUGGUCAGUGCAGUACAUUAGGAGGAGGCUGAAUGAAAUUUUAACUUGUGGUAAGGUACCAAGACUUUGAGGUUUCAUUUCCAUUUAAAAGACAAAAACAGAAACUAGGUGCUGUUUAUGUAGGACAUUUUUCCUGAGCAAUAACUUUUUUUUUCCCCCCUCCCUGUCAUUAAUUCCAAAAUCUGAAAUUGAGAUACUGAACCAGUUGCUCCGAUUUGAGGCCACUGCAAUGAAGUGGGUCUUUGUACAGAAUGUUGGGUUAGUAGGUGCUUAGGGCAGCCAGCGUGUUAGACAUAGCAAACUGAGCUCUGAAAGUUUCCUUAAAAUCCCGUUAAUUAUUAUUAUUUCUUGUUUGUUUUGGCUUUUCUUGUAGCUUGUAUCAAAUUUUGCAGUUUAUAUUGUGGAAUAAAAAUCCUUGGUUACAACAAAA